Calliphora vicina (urban bluebottle blowfly) is the source of this 1806-nucleotide messenger RNA. Its product is annotated as proton-coupled amino acid transporter 1. Gene Ontology annotation, molecular function: L-amino acid transmembrane transporter activity. The record is from RefSeq and is a predicted model, not a curated record. Lineage: Eukaryota; Metazoa; Arthropoda; Insecta; Diptera; Calliphoridae. The transcript has 7 exons. Gene Ontology annotation, biological process: amino acid transmembrane transport. The coding region runs from base 139 to 1500 and encodes 453 amino acids.
AGGAGUAUAUGUGAACCAUUUAUAUUAUAACAAAUAAAAUUCCUACAUAUAUUUUUUGGAAGAAUUUUAAUUAAAAAAAUAUUAUAUAAAUUUUGAAAUUGUUGCAAAAAGGCUGAAAGAAAAAAAAGCUGAAUUAAAAUGGCUCAUAUUGCAGAGAAAAAGAAAACCCCAGCCAAUGAUGUCGGUCUUACGGAAACACCCAACAUUGAUGAUCACAUUAGAAAGGAAAUUCCCACCAGUUAUUUUCAGUCUAUUAUACAUCUCUUUAAGGGCAACAUUGGACCCGGGCUCUUUGCCAUGGGUUUCGCCUUCAAGCAUGGCGGUCUCGUGGUGGCACCCAUACUGACGGUGGUCAUAGCAUUGAUCAGCAUACACUGUCAGCAUAUGCUGAUCAAUUGUUCGGUUAAAAUGAAAAAUCUAAAGAAUUCCGAAAAAUAUCCGGAUUUUGCCGAAACGGUGGAGCAGUGUUUCGAGACUGGGCCGCCGAGCAUACAAGGCUGGUCGAAGGGCAUGAAGACAUUGGUGAAUGUAUUUAUAGUUGUAACGCAAUUGGGUUUCUGUUGUAUAUAUUUUGUGUUUAUAAGUACAAAUAUUAAGCAGCUUUUAAUGGCCUAUAAUAUCAAUAUUGAUGUGCAUUUGGUUAUGCUGAUAACACUCAUACCCAUCUGGCUGAGUUCCAUGAUCACCAAUCUAAAAUGGCUGACACCUGUCUCAUUUAUAGCGAAUAUUUGCAUGAUUUGUGGUCUGAGUAUAACCAUGUAUUAUGGCUUGAAAGAUGGUUUGCCCGAUGUAGCACAGCGUAAUCUUUACACCGAUCCCAUGCAGUUGGCUUUAUACUUUGGCACGGCCAUAUUUGCCUUUGAAGGUAUUGCUCUGGUGUUGCCCUUGAAAAAUGCCAUGGAAAAUCCCCAUCAUUUCGAUCGUCCUCUGGGUGUAUUGAAUGUGGGCAUGUUUUUCGUGACUUUAAUGUUUAUGAUUGCUGGUUUUGUGGGCUACAUGAAGUGGGGCGAAAAUGUGGCCGGCAGUUUAACUUUGAAUCUGGGUGAUACCAUUGGCGCACAAGUUGUUAAAAUUAUGGUAUCUAUGGGUGUGCUGUUCGGUUAUCCUUUACAAUUCCACGUUGCCAUACAAAUUAUGUUGCCCUCGGUGAUACAAAUAUUCAAGUGUUAUACUCAUCCCUUUACCGGUAACUUGACAUUCCGCACCAUUUUAGUGGCGGUGACAUUGGGUAUUGCUGAAUUGGUGCCCGCCCUUGGCUUAUUUAUCUCUCUCAUUGGUUCAUUGUGCUCCACUGCCUUGGCCUUGGUCUUCCCGCCCAUUAUUGAAAUCAUCAUUAGACGUGAUAUUGCCAGCAAACCGAUGAGAUAUUUUGUAUAUGCUAAAAAUGUCGUGAUCUUAAUAUUAGCUUUAAUGGGAUUCUCCACCGGCACCUACGAAAGUUUAUCCGAAAUUGUUAAACAUUUCGGUGAGGAGGAGAAUGUCAUCAACUUAGAUUCAUAAGAAUUAGCUAUCAUUUAAGUUAAGUAGUUUAUUAAUUAUUAAUUAAUUAUGUAUCAUUAUUAUUAGUGUAAGUUAAACGAAAUUUAAAUUGUAAAUUUAAAAUUACCUCAAAUAUUUAGUAAAUAGCUUUAAAACUAAAAAAAAAACAUAAAUACAUUAAACAAUUAUAAUUUUUUUAUUACUCGGUUCAAAACCGUUUAAUUACUUAAAUAUAAUGAAAAGAAAAAGUCAAUUAAAAUUACUUAUUAUUAUACAAUAAAUAUCACAAUAUACAUGCAUACAAAUAUACAUAAAUAUAUAUUUCAA